GUGGGACAGGCAACCGAGGACGCGCGAGCUAGGGGUGGAGGGAAAACAGAGGCUAUAAAUAUUCAUGAAUCCGCACAAAGGCACUGAAGCCGCGCAGCCAAAGCGAAGUUUGAACUGCCGUUCAUUUAUCUGUCUUUCACCGGCAGAGGCACACAUCGGCUGUGUGAGUCACUGAUACUCGGCGAGCGUGUAUUCUCUGUGUAAUUGUCUUCAGCUGUGAAAGAAACUCAGGAUAGUUACUGCCAGUGCGCACAGCUUCGCGAGUAGAGUGUACGCAAAGAAGCCCGAGCAGCGCUCGUGCAAGUUAAAAAUAAUUUAUACUUAAAAAAAAAUCCUUUGGAUUAUAGCUGGGAAUAAACUACAGAUCGUUUUUGGAAGAUACCCGACAUCGUCAAGCGAACCGAAAGUUUUCGUGUUACCGUUUUUGGGUUUUUUGGAAAACUGUUUCACAAUGGAAAACAGAUUGCUCCUAUGUUCGCUGGCAGUGCUCGUUCUUUGUGUUUUCACCAGCAUUGGACGUGAAAUCCACAAACCUAGAAAUUGCAUGGAGAAGGGGCAAUGCUGUACUGGACAAAAUAACACAUGUUUUGCCCAUGGACCACGGUUAGAUAGGAACGUGAAUGAAACUCAAUGUUACUGCGAUGCGAACUGUCUUAUAAUGGGGGACUGUUGUAUAGAUUUCCACGAAACAUGCAAAGCUCAAAAUUGUAAAGUGACUGAGUGGGCCGGCUGGGAGGAGUGUGAUAAUCCUUGCGGUAUCGGCAGUCGGCGUCGGAUCAGAAAAGUCGAGACUUUCCCCGAGAACGGCGGGAAGCACUGCCCUGUUUUAAAACAGCGUCAGGCGUGCGUCGGGGACGGGUUAAGUGAAGAAUGCUUGCAGCAGGAUUUGGAAUUCCAAGGGGAAGAACUCCGGGAAAGGGGCCAAAUAUUACCUGUGAAGUACGGUAUUUUCCGAUCUAGUAAGGAAUAUGCCCCAUGGAAGGGAAUUCUGAAGAAUCUUUACGGAAGAAAUUACAACCAGAUUUUGAAAAGAGCAACGUACUACUCCACGUACCUGAUCACCAGCACUCGUGAUGCCUGCUUCGACAAGGCCGACGCCCCCUGGGCCAACUUCCUGAAGAAAGGUGUGCACGUCUGUGUGGAGUGCCAGCCCACUGCCAUGGACCGCGAUAGAGGCUUGCGCUGCAUAGGCCAUGGUGUGAAAAACAUGCUCACGGAGUGGUCCGCAGUCAAUGUGCCACACUGCCGCGGGGAGUGGACGAUGCAGAAACCACAUGAAUCGGGGACCUGCCAACAGGACAAUGAAAAUGCAUUCAUUUUCAUCUGAUUGGGUGCGAGAACCAAUGGAUAAAGGAAACAUUGGAUUUUUGGUUUUCCAAUUUGAACACGUAAAAAUGUGCUGAUUAAGUUUUCAUAAUGUGGCAUUACUUAAUGGUUAAUCUGGCUGUCAAGAAGGUUUAGAGGUUGAUGAUACUAAUAAGUUAAAAGGUUAGGAACAGAGGGAGAUUUUUUCGAAUAGUGUGUGUUAGAUUUUGAUAACUCUUGUGUCAUUGUUUGGUGGUUAAGCUUCUCCACCAUUAGAACACAUCUAACAUAGGAUGGUUUGCUCCAUUAUAGCAGUUUUCCAAUUUUUGAAGCAGGGAAUACAACUUUACAGUUUUCUGUAAAUGCUCUUAUAAUUCAUUAUCUACAGUUCAACCUGUCUUGUACGACUGAGGUACCUGCAAUGACCUUUGUUAAGGUCAGUCUUACUUUCCAUUCAGAGAAAGCUUUUUGAGAAGCUUGCCUGUUGUGGAUAGUGAAUAACCAAUCUAAUGCGUAAAAAAGGGAACCAGGGGUCAAAAUACCACCGUUCCAACUGGUUUUUGCCAGUCAAUAUCACCCUGGGCUGGGAUAUUUGUUUAGCUGUCAUCAACAAGUCUAUAUACAGAUUAGACAUAUCUAACAUGACUCUUUUAAGACAUGUUUUUACUCUACAAGGUACCUUUUUAGCAACAGGUUCGACUGUUUAUAAUGGUUUAACUAGAGAUACUGACCACCAAUGUAUGUAGCAGAGUAGACCCCCACUGGUGUGAUGAACGAAAGGAGAAAUUGUAUAAAACAAUCACUUUUUGUAUAUUCGUCUUUUCCUUGAAAUGUAGUGUUGUUGUUUUUAGUGACAGUGUUCAAGGAUAUGUAUACAUAUUCAUCCACAUUUAGUGAAGCAUUCUAGUAUGUAGUCACUCAUAUUUUUAUUAUUUUGCAUUUACCUCAGCAAACCUGGUGCUCGUUUUUUUUAAAUUUUGUUUGUUUGAUUUAAACCAGGCCAGUAUUCCAUCACUAUUAUGUCUGGUUUCUGUGUCAAAACUUAUCAGCUUGAAGAUUUAACAUGGUAUUUUACCUGAGUUUUACAACAAGAUAUUACCAACUCAGCGAGUGUGUCAAGCUAUGGAUGACAAUUAGAUACGUUCUGUAAACGAGUGGUUAAAAUAAAAUUGAAGCAGACGUGGUGGAUUUAGAAGUUUCAUUAAAGAUUCAUAAAUAUUUACUGCUGAACUAGCUUUUGUGUAUUAAUCUUGUAUUGGAGCAUAAAUUGUAAUAAUUAGUGGAGAUUUGUAAUGGACUAUUUUUUGUUUUGUUUUUACAAGUACUUGCCCAUGGUAAAUUCAGAAUUUUCACUUAAGGAUUUCAGCAUUGAAUUCAUAAAUAUUUACUGCUGGACUAGCUUGUACAGUAAUAGGACAUAAAUUAUGAUAAUCAUCCACAUUUUGCAAUGGGCAGUACAGGUUAUAGUUUUCAGACUUGUUUUAACUUUAAGAAAAAAAUGGUCUUUAGAUGGUUAUUCAAAUAAUCUCUUCAAAAUGCCCCAAAAGCGGUUUUACUGUGCAGUCAGUGCCUAUUAACAGAAGUUAAGCAUUUGUCAAAAACCUUGUUCAGUUGCUUGUACAACAUUAGUUUUACUUACAAAUCGAUACAUAUAUAGGAAAAACAAGAAAAAUAUGUACUUCGUAUGAACCCUACUUGACUUCUAUGACCAAAUCUGUUUUGUAAAUUCCUCGAAUACUUAUGGUCAAUGGCAUGUCUAGAUCCACCACAGUGUGUGUUUGCAAACAAAUGACACAACAUUUAGUCAUAAUUUUGUUUUUGUGUUUUACCAUAUUUUUUUUACAUUUAGCUUGAACCAGUUUUGGGUGUUUUGCUUCAAAGUGAAUUCCUUUUCAUUUGUCACAGUCUGUGUCACAAACAUGUUAAGCUUUAUUUUUAAAACUUAUUCUAAUAAAAAAGGAAAAUGUUCAUACUCAGGUACAUGCUAGUUAAGACACCAGACCAAAGUAAUUUGUUUUAAUGUUUACUAUUUUGUGUGUAAUUUUGUGUAGUCCCAGCAUUACUUCUUAAAUCAUUAAAACAUAAGAAUGGUAAAACUGGCAUUACCACUGAAAUGAAGUGACCAAUUUACCAACGAAGUCAUGGUAUCGUAGAUCAGGUUUUGGCAUAAUCAUGUUUGAAACCAGACUGAAUUGUGGUUUUAAAUGUACUGAUAGCUGGCAGUUUGAGUCUCUUGUCGUAGAACAAGCUGUAGAUGUCAUAGUCUGCUCAAAAUUCUCUUAAAGACACUUGUCGGAACCCCACGAAACCCAUUAAAAUGUUCAGGAAAUGUUAUGACAAGUCCACCACUGCUGGCCCUGGCCAUUUAAGUGGUGUACAAGUGGCUUAGAACUACCAGGUGCCAUGGAUUUCAUUUUUCAUCAAAUUCUGUUAAAUUCAUUUGUCAGUUUCCACAACUUUACAUAAUGGGAAUACUACACAAGAAUCUGUUUUUCAUGGAUUUCGUUUAGUGUGCUGAUUGAUUAAUUAAUUCGGAAUUUGAUGCUAACAAAUAAUACAAUUAUUAUCUGGUCAAGAAAAUAUAUAUUUUUAAUAUAUUAUGUUUCCAGAACAGUAGAUCUGCUUGUUCUAAGGAUUUUGUUUUAAAGAUUGGUGUUAAUUGAAACUAAUUGAAUUCCUGUGAUUUUUCUCGAUGGGAAUAUUAAUGAGUAUCAGAUUGCCAGAUUACACUAGAAAAACAAGCUCUGUCUACUUGUCCAGCAAUUUGAAAUGAAUCAAUUAACAAUUUAUUUGCAUUAUAUAUGCACCGUGAAAUCUCAUGAACCCAUGUACAUACAAGAGUGUGAAGUCGGAUCGUAAACCCCCACUGAUACCUACACAGAUCGUGACAUUUUACAGCAAUACCAAAAAUAAUGCUUUAACUCAGUUUGUAAACAAAUUACAAGGAUUUUAAAAUUUUGUUUCUGUUUUUAGUUUCACUGAUGAAAUGGUGCUUUUUCACUGGCCCCCAAAGCAGACUGUAAGCUCAUUUUUUGAACAUUUCAGUUGCUUUGGUGACCAUUAUUUUGUGUCAAUGUUAUUUUUAUUUUAUGCUUGCAGCCACAUCAAAUUGUGACUUAUGCUACUAAAUGAAAAACAAAAAAGGUUUUAAAGCUUGUUUUUAGUAACGGUUUGGAAAAUGAAUGCACAUGCUCAAUGCUUAUAACUACGAUGUAUGUUCGCACCAUAAAUAUAUAGUUAUUUAUAUCUAGAAGACCAUGUUACAUUUAUUGUGUGCUAUAUAAAACAACAACAACAACAACAAACCAUCUACUUUGCUCUAUAAAUGUUGUACUAUGAUUUUUGCUUACAUCCAAGAAAAUGGAGUUUUGAGGUAUAUGGUCAGUGUACUUUAAAUUUAAUUAUUUCCUAGAAAAUGGAGUUUGGGAUUAUGUGGGCAUUGUACUGUAUUUUGCUAUAUUUCCUAGAAAAUGGAAAUUUGGAUUAUAUGGGCAUUAUACUGUACUUUUCCUAUUUCCUAAAAAAGAGAAGCUUUUUAAGUUCAUGGGCAUUGUACUGAUGUUUUCCAUAUUUCCUAGAAAAGAGAGUCUUGGGUUAUAUUUGCUUCAUCUAGUUCAUCUUCCAUGUGUUCUGUGUUGUUAUAGACUGCAAAAAAUAGUAUCAACAGUACAACAAGCUCAAAGGCCUUUCCAUCUGUGGAAUUUGUGCAAACACUUUCACUUUUGAAUGUAUCAAAAAUAUAUCUAAGCAUACAACUUUUGAUACUUUUGCAAAUUUGACUAUCAAAAUCCCAACUGUUUUAUGUAAUAAAGGACAACAUAAUUUUGUACCAUUUCUCAGAUAUUUAAUAGAUAAACAUGGUACAAGACCAUAUUGGUUAGUGUUUCAAGUUGCAAAUAGUAACUAUAACACAAGUUCAGAGGACUUAGUGGACUUGUAUUUCAAUUACUAUGUAGUUAAUAGUUAUUGCAUUUAUUCUACAUAAGCAAUAUUUGUAUAUCUCCUGUCAAUAUCACUCAUCUUUGAUGUUAUAUCUAGUUUGAAAGUGUACCAACUUUAUAUAGUGGCUUUUUGUACAUACGUCUUUUAAUGUGUUGUUGCCACUGUUUUAUAUUCUGUACUAAUUGUUUUUCUCAGUUCUUCAGAUAGUGCUUGUCUGUAAUGUUGUAUUAAACUGAUUUAUCAAUAAUAUUUUUACUAUACUAGCACUUAUAGUAGUAAACUGUGCAGCACCACAAUGGAGGAACUUAAAGAGCUACAUGAUGUCAUCCAAACAGAAAGUUGUAAAUGUUUCUCAUUUCUUUUAUUCAGAGAGAAGUAAAGACAUCUUAACCUAUAAAGAAAUAGAGACUUUUAACUAAACCGGUCACUUAAUUAAACAACAUCUCUGUGACAGGUAGGAAAAGAGAAUUUCCAGCCCUGCUGACAAAAUCAUGGAAAAGCUUAUUUUACAUUCUUUUGUUGUAUUGGAUGUGAUUGAAUGAACAAAGUAGAGCAUGUGUAACAACAUAAUAUUUAUUAAUAUCGUUGUACUUUACAUUUGUGCAAUAAUCACAUUUGUACAAGAUUUUUCUCUCAAUUGAAUAUUAGUUUUAUGUCGUGCAGAUCUCUGUCAUUUGCACUAUGUGGUUUGAGUCUGCAGCUUAGUUUGAAAUUUAACCAUACAGAACUUACAUUUAAAUUUUAUUUUAAGAAAAUAAAUAUUUCUUCUCA
Molecule: messenger RNA, 6018 nt
Organism: Gigantopelta aegis
Lineage: Eukaryota; Metazoa; Mollusca; Gastropoda; Neomphalida; Peltospiridae
Product: somatomedin-B and thrombospondin type-1 domain-containing protein-like
Exons: 4
Coding region: 452-1327 (291 amino acids)
Source: RefSeq, a predicted model, not a curated record